Molecule: messenger RNA, 402 nt
Organism: Arabidopsis thaliana (thale cress)
Lineage: Eukaryota; Viridiplantae; Streptophyta; Magnoliopsida; Brassicales; Brassicaceae
Product: ECA1 gametogenesis related family protein
Exons: 1
Coding region: 34-402 (122 amino acids)
Cellular component (GO): extracellular region
Source: RefSeq, marked reviewed
GUUAUACUAAGGUUUUUUAUUCAAUUUCUCGUUAUGUCUAUCAAAAAUGUGCUUUCACUUCUUGCGGUUUUAUGCAUCAUUGUUUCUGUAAAUGCUCAAUUGCCACAGAUUCCUGGUCCGUUUCCUUUUCCAUUUCCGUUCCAACCGAUUCCUGGUAUGCCAGGAUUACUUGACAUAACAAAAUGUUUGUCAUCCGUGAUGGAUAUUCCCAGAUGCAUUACAGAAAUUUCUCAAUCUAUUUUCAUUGGAAAAUUCGGUAAUUUAGGUCCGGCUUGUUGCAAAGCAUUUUUGGAUGCUGAAGCCAAUUGUAUGCCCAAAAUUCCAUUCAUUCCGCUUUUUCCUCCAAUGCUAAAGGAACAAUGUUCAAGAAUUGCUGGUGCAACUCCUCCGACACCAAAAUAG